GUUGUUUUGAGGUCAGAUGAUAUCUACGAUGAGGCUGUAACUGAAGCUUUUCUUGAGUUUGGUCCUGAUUGUUGCCAGAAUGGCCACUGCUAAGAAAGCAGUGUCUAAGACGGGGGGCGUUCGCUUCGCUGAGGAACCCGCUGCGGCCGCCACCGCUCACUCUCAUGUGCAUUUUGACGAGAAACUGCACGACUCCGUCGUCAUGGUGAUACCCGAAUCAAACGGGAACUUCCUGGUUAAGGUGGGCUUCCUGAAAACACAGCACCGAUAUGAGAUCGUGUUCACACUGCCGGAGAUGCCAGAGCUCGGGAAAGACGUGUGUCCAGCCCCCAUCCCCAAUCCUCACCUCCGUAUCACUAACAUAACGCCGUCCUCAGACGGAGGUCUGAGGGUGACAUGUGAAUAUAUGGCCCAUCAGGAGGGAGUGAUGUGUGAGGAGGCACAGAUUCUUAGCGAAAACAAAGAGGAUGCACGCGUGAAGGUUAAAGUUCAUGCUCGUGUCAUGGACCGGCAUCACGGGACUCCGAUGCUGCUGGAAGGCGUGCGCUGCAUAGGAGCAGAACUCGAGUACGACUCGGAGCAAAGCGACUGGCAAGGCUUCGACUGAACGCCUGAACCUCACAGACUUCCCACUCAGUGCCACAUAUCUCGUGUCGGCAGCCACAGAAUAUUCUGGAUUUCUGUUGUCAGUGUCACUGCUUUCUGCUCGCAGCGUUUGGAAACAAAGUGUGGUUACUAGCUUGUUUGUACUGUUACAAUGGAAUGCAGGAAUGAUCUGUCGUUUGCUGUAGCUCUCUGUGAUUGUUGUUUUUUAUCCAAACCUGAAAAACGACAAAUCAAAUAGUGUGUGUUUCCUGAAUUCCAGUGUUAUGACUGAAUGUUUCUUUUAGAUAAAAACAAAUAUAAUAUGCUCUUAUGUCUGUGUUUCUGCACUUUCUUGCUCCAAUCUGAUGUGAUUCUAAGGUUUUUAAACUAAUUCUAUGAGUGAUGCUUGUGCUCACUGUGAAUCAGCCUCUUGUAUUUGUACCAGUAUGAGGCACUGCUGACCACAAAAUCAAUCUUACAUGUUUCACCAUGAACUCUGUUGGCAUCUUGGCUUUAAAGUUUGAAUGUUUUGAUUCAUCUACUGAAUUCGAUAGUAAUUUACUCAAAAUCAUUUAGAUCCAGGAAAUGUUGGAGAUUUUGUCUGCCCUGGUAGAUUUUUAAUGAGAUCAUCACUUUAAGGGCUGUUCGUUCAUCUUUUGUGUGUAACAUUGGUCUGUUUUGUGGAGCCAAAGUGCCUGAAAUCAUGUACAUUGUUAGUUUAUUUGAUUGAUGCCAGCAUGUAAAUCGAGCCAUUACACAUUGAAUGUUGGCAGCCUUAUUCCAGCAUAGUAUGUCUAUUCUCAACUCCAUAUACUGCUUUUAUGAGGUCUCUGGAUCUCUGUAAAAGUUCAUGUCCUUUCAAACGGAAAUUCAAAAUAAUUUCUUGAUGGGUUUAACGGUUGACGGCUUGUUUCUGUCUUUUACUGUAUUUUUUUUUUUUACUUUCAAGCAAAUAAAAUUC
Messenger RNA from Sinocyclocheilus grahami, 1546 nucleotides. RefSeq names its product UPF0687 protein C20orf27 homolog. The record is from RefSeq and is a predicted model, not a curated record. The transcript is spliced from 5 exons. Bases 80 to 607 code for a protein of 175 amino acids. Lineage: Eukaryota; Metazoa; Chordata; Actinopteri; Cypriniformes; Cyprinidae.